AUGCCCCGGGACGGGCUGGCCGGGGCCAGCGGCCUGGUGCUGCUGUGGGCGUUCCCGCGCCUUGCGGGGAGAUUUGCGGCCGAGCCCUUAGCUGUCCGGUGCAUCUGGGACAACGAGAGCAAGAUCUCCUAUGUGCUUACAAUAGAAGGGAAGCCCUACACCGUUCACCUGCAGCAGCAAGUGUUUUUACCCAGCGAUUUCAGGGUGUAUACUUACAGCAGACAAGGUGCCGUGCACGCUGAAAUCCCAACUAUUAAGCGUGACUGCUUCUACAGAGGAUACGUUGCUGGCUUCCUCAGUUCGGUUGCGACUCUCAGCACCUGCGCCGGACUGAGGGGGGUGCUGCAGGUGGAGAACAUCACCUAUGGCAUCGAGCCCUUGGACUCGGCACCUGGGUUCCAGCACCUGAUGUAUCGGACCUGGAAUGAGGACGUUGAGAGUCGGAUCUUUGUGGAGAAUGACACUCUUUCAGGGGACGGAGGAGUCGUGCUUCAGCCAGACGCAGAAAGAGACGAUAUACCAACGCACGGCCUCAGCAAAUCCCCCAGAUACGUGGAAAUGCACGUGGUUGUGGCUAAAGCUCUAUACGACUACAUGGGCUCGGACAAGGAGGUGGUGACGGAGAAGGUCGUGCAGCUCCUCGGCUUUGUCAACAGUGUGUUUGCCCCUCUCAAUGUGACUGUCGUCCUGUCGUCCCUGGAGCUGUGGGUGGAUGAGGACCAGAUGGCGACGGCAGGGGAAGCCCCCGAGUUGCUGCAGAGGUUCCUGCGGUGGAAGAGCCUGCAUCGCCCGCUGCGGCCGCAUGACCUCACCUACCUGUUGGUGUCCCGGGAGCGGCCAGAGCACGUGGGGGCCUCCUUUGCAGGGCAGCUGUGUCUGCACAACUAUUCAGGAGGGGUGGCCCUGUACCAGAGAGCGGUGACCCUGGAGACCUUUUCAGUCGUUGUGGCUCAGCUGCUGGGGCUGAGCCUAGGAAUGACCCUUGAGGACCCCAGGACCUGUCGCUGUGCGGGAGCCACCUGCCUCAUGCACCCCAGCGCAGUAGGUGCCCACGGCCCCAAGGCCUUCAGCGCCUGCAGCAUCCGAGACUUGGCGAGGUUCCUGGCGACCGAGGAUGGACGCUGCCUUCUGAACAGGCCGCACAUGAACGUGUCGUACCGGGCGCCCAUCUGUGGCAACAAUGUUGUGGAGCCCGGGGAGGAGUGCGACUGUGGCUCCUCAUGGGAGUGCCAGAGGAGCCGGUGCUGCCAGCCCACCUGCAGAUUCAAAAGCAACAUCAAAUGUUCCACUGGGCUCUGCUGCUCCGACUGCCAGUUCCUGCGCAAUGGUACGUUAUGUCGAAGCACUGUGGACGGCGAGUGCGAUCUCCAGGAGUACUGCAAUGGAUCCUCUGCGGCCUGCCCGCCUGACUUCUGGGUCAUGGAUGGGCACCCGUGCAAGCAGCAGUCUGGCUACUGUUACAAAAGCAAGUGCCAGCUGGCUGACAAGCAGUGCACCCAAGUGUUUGGGAGAGGGGCAAAAAGCGCGCCCUUGGCUUGCUACGAAGAAGUCAAUAGCAAAAAUGACCGCAUGGGGAACUGUGGCUCCCAGCCGACGGGGUACCUGAGCUGUCCGGUGAGUGACUUCCUCUGCGGGAAGCUGGUGUGUGAGCUGCCGCUAAAGAAGCCCUUUGUGAAGACAACAGCAGCCGUCAUCUACGCCAGGGCUAAGAGUCACCUGUGCGUCACCCUGGACUACAUGCAGGACCUGGGCAAGACGGACCCCAUGGCGGUGAGCGACGGCACUGUCUGCGGGGACAAGAAGGUAAGCAAAGGCUCGCGGCAGUGUAGCGGUGGCCAUGACCUGGGCAAGACGGACCCCAUGGCGGUGAGCGACGGCACCGUCUGCGGGGACAAGAAGAUCUGCAUGAACCGGAGGUGCGUGGACGUUUCCAUCCUGGGCUACAACUGUGACAUAGAGGCCAAAUGCAACAAUCACGGGGUCUGCAACAACAGAGGAAACUGUCACUGCGACUCUGGCUGGAUGCCGCCCGACUGCACCAUUAAGACGAAAGCUGGCUUUGGGGGAAGCAUUGACAGCAACUUCAGAAGCGGUCCGAUUGCCGACGGAGUCCGCACAACUGCCAUGAGGAACUGGCUGCUGCUGAGCUGCUUUCUCUUUCUGCCGGUCCUGGUUGGCUCUGUCUUCCUGGUGAUGAAGCGCAAGAAGCUGGCGCAGUGCUGCGACAAGGAGGAGCUGCAGGCUGACAACCUAGAAGACGCGGACAAGCCAGGAGAUCCCAGGGCGUAGCCCGGAGGAGCUGAGGGCCCGUGCUGGGAAUUUCUAGAAGCAGACAGUAUGAGCCAGCAGAAAACCCAAGACGUGGUGUUUGGAAGACGGGCCGCGAGAAGGAUGGAGCGGCCCCGCGGGGCUUCCUGCAGAAGCGGGUGCCUGUUGUUAUGAGCGGGCCUGGUGUAUUUUCUCCUGAGUGGGUGCCGCAGCUUUGCACGGGGCGUGUGUUUUGCUGCGAGUCCCAG
Molecule: messenger RNA, 2516 nt
Organism: Gavialis gangeticus (Gharial)
Lineage: Eukaryota; Metazoa; Chordata; Crocodylia; Gavialidae
Product: disintegrin and metalloproteinase domain-containing protein 18-like
Exons: 21
Coding region: 1-2289 (762 amino acids)
Biological process (GO): cell adhesion; binding of sperm to zona pellucida; proteolysis
Cellular component (GO): plasma membrane
Molecular function (GO): metalloendopeptidase activity
Source: RefSeq, a predicted model, not a curated record